Messenger RNA from Phlebotomus argentipes, 7454 nucleotides. Its product is annotated as tetratricopeptide repeat protein 28. The record is from RefSeq and is a predicted model, not a curated record. Lineage: Eukaryota; Metazoa; Arthropoda; Insecta; Diptera; Psychodidae. Gene Ontology annotation, molecular function: protein binding. The coding region runs from base 1 to 7452 and encodes 2483 amino acids. The transcript is spliced from 7 exons.
AUGUCACAACGAGAUUUCGAGAAUGAACCAGAAGGAACGCCAGAUUUGCCGGCCGCCAACAGAACGCUCUUCCUCGAGAAGGUGAGACAAUCAAAUGCUGCGUGCCAGAGUGGUGAUUUUACAACGGCCGUCGCACUCUACACCGAUGCCCUGGCACUCGAUCCCACAAAUCACAUUCUCUACAGCAAUAGAUCAGCUGCCAGGCUCAAGCAGGGACAGUUUCAGCUGGCAUUUCAGGAUGCCACAAAGGCGAGGGAGCUCUGCCCUCAGUGGCCGAAGGCAUACUUUCGCCAAGGAGUGGCUCUGCAGUGUCUGGGACGCUAUGGCGAGGCCUUGGCGGCUUUCAGCUCUGGCCUGGCGCAGGAUCCCUCCAACAAGCAACUCCUGGCCGGUCUAGUGGAAGCGAGCAUUAAAUCUCCGCUCAGAAACGCCCUGGAACCGACCUUCCAGCAGUUGUGUGCCAUGAAGCUGGAUCAGUCGCCCUUCGUGGUGAUCUCUGUGGUGGGUCAGGAGCUUCUGCAGGCCGGCCAAUAUCACUCGGCAGUGACUGUUCUCGAGGCGGCGCUGCAGAUUGGCUCCUGCUCGUUGAAGCUGAGAGGAUCGGUAUUUAGCGCCCUAAGUUCAGCGCACUGGGCGCUGAAUCAGCUGGACAAGGCCAUCAGCUAUAUGCAGCAGGAUCUGGCAGUGGCGAAGAGUUUGGGAGAUACUCAGGGAGAGUGCAGAGUGUAUGGGAACCUGGGGAGUGGAAAGUUCAGCCAGGGAUCCUACAAGGAAGCCCUGACUGCGCACAGGUAUCAACUCGUGUUGGCCAUGAAGUGCAAGGACACUCAGGCGGCUGCAGCUGCCCUGACGUCUCUGGGGCACGUUUACACAGCCAUUGGGGACUAUCCUAAUGCCCUGGCGAGUCACAAGCAGUGCGUGCAGUUGGUGAAGCAGAUGGGCGAUCGCCUGCAGGAGGCGCGAGAGAUUGGGAAUGUCGGCACCGUGUACCUGGCCAUGGGUGAGUUUGACUCCGCCGUGGAUUGUCACAUGCAGCACUUGAGAUUGGCCAGGAAGCUGAACAAUCAGAUCGAAGUGGCGCGAGCGUACAGCAAUCUGGGCAACAGUCACCACUACCGGAGGAGCUUCACGCAGGCCAUUCAGUUCCAUGAGCAGGUGCUGCGGAUUGCCCAGCAGUUGGGAGAUCGUGCAAUUGAGGCGAGGGCGUAUGCCGGCCUGGGACACGCUUGUCGCUGCGCCGGGAUGUACAGCCAGGCGAAACGAUGGCAUGAGAAGCAACUGGAAAUGGCUCUGGCGGCGAGAGAUAAGUUUGCCGAGGGCAGAGCUCUGUCCAACUUGGGGAUUGUGUAUCAACUGACGCGGAGACAUGAUGCAGCGCUGAAGCUGCAUCAGGCGCACUUGGCGAUUGCCAGACAAUUGCAAGAUCGCGCCAGCAUGGGCAGAGCUUUCGGCAAUCUGGGAAAUGCCUACUUCAGUGCCGGUCUCUAUGAGGCGGCGAUAAAGUGCCACAAGCAGGAGUUGACGAUCAGCAAGGAGGUGCACGACAGGAGUGCUGAAGGAUGCACGCAUGGGAAUCUGGCGGUGGCUUAUCAAGCCCUGGGAUCGCACGAUAUGGCUCUGAUGCACUACCGAGCGCAUCUGGAUAUUGCGUCUGAGCAGAAGGACACUGCUAGCCUGAGCCAGGCCUACCUGAAUCUCGGGAACUUCUGGAGUUUACGCCAAGAGUUCGCCCAAGCAAUUCCCUACUACGAGCAUUACCUGAUGCUGUCCCAGGAACUUGGCGAUGUGGCGGCUGAGGGAAAGGCUUGCCACUUUCUCGGCUAUGCGCACUACUGCAUAGGUAAUUACAGGGAAGCUGUUCGCUACUACGAUCAGGAUCUCGCUCUGGCGAAGGAUAUGCAGGACAAGAUGAACAUGGGGAGAGCUUACUGCAAUCUGGGCCUGGCCAAUCUGGCGCUGGACUGGAAGGCAGCAGCUCUGGAAUGUCAAAAGUACUUUCUAGCCAUAUCGCACAUGAUGAAUCACCUUCCGGGGAAAUUCCGCGCUCUGGGAAACAUUGGUGAUGUCCUGAUCCGAAUGGGGGAUCUCGAGGAGGCGGGAAAAAUGUAUCAGAGACAAUUGGGAUUGGCUCGCCAGGCGCGAGAGCGUUCCAUGGAGGCUGCAGCGUGUGGAGCUUUAGGAUUGUGCAAUCGUCUGCUGAAGCGCUUCGACAAGGCUCUCGGAUAUCACACUCAGGAAUUGACGCUGCGCCAAGAGAUGGGAGACGUUCCGGGCGAAGCGCGAGCGCAUUGCCACUUAGGAGCAGUUCACAUGGCGUUGGGAAAUUAUACGCACGCCGUGAAGUGUUAUCAGGAGCAAUUGGAGAGGGCUCAAGAGCUCCAGGAUCCCGUGAUAGAGGCGCAAGCGUUUGGAAACCUUGGAAUUGCGCGUCUCAAUAUGACACAUUAUGAGGAUUCCAUAAGCUAUUUGGAGCAGCAGUUGGCUUCUCUGGACAGGAUCAACACUGCCCAAGCGCAGCACGAUAGGACACGUGCUCUCGGUCAUCUGGGCGAUUGUUACGAUGCCCUGGGCGAUUAUGAUAAUGCCAUCAAGUGUCACGAGCGUCAUCUUCAACUGGCCAUCGCGAUGCAGAGUUUCAGGGAUCAGGAUUUGGCUUAUCGCGGUCUCGGACAUUCGCACAGAGCCCUGGGAAAUCUCCAGGAAGCUCUGGUAUGUCUGGAGAAGAGAUUGGUUGUGGCUCAUGAGCUGGGAAGUCUGGAAGCCAAAGGCGCUGCCUAUCUGGACUUGGGCAAUAUUCAUAGUGCCCUCGGGAAUCACGAACAGGCUCUCAAUUGUCUGGAGCAUCAGCGUGACAUUGCCCAGGAAUUGGGUGAUCGAGUGGCUCUUUCGGACGCCACAAGUGGUCUUGGUGGUGUCUUCUUCCAGAUGGGCGACCAUGAGAGUGCGCUGAGACUCCACAAGAUGGAUCUGGAGAUCUGCGAAGCACUUCAAGUGAUGACUCUCCAGGCGAGAGCGUACGGAAAUCUUGCCAGCGUCUAUGAAAGCAUGGGAAAAUACUCAGAAGCUGUGAGACAUCUCGAGAAGCAGCUCUCACUGGCGUCAGAUCGCCUCGUGAAGGCGUCGGUGUGCAUGUCUCUGGGCAGAGUGCUUCACUCCAUGAAUCAGACUUCUCAGGCCAUCAAUUUUCUGCGCCAGGGACUCGCCAUUGCUCAAAGCUUGAGCAAACCCGAGGAAGAGGCGAAGAUCAGGCAUCAACUAGGCAUUGCUCUGCGCGCAUCCGGAGACAAUGAGAACGCCCGCAGUCAAUUGGAGAGUGCAGCGCAGAUCUUGGAGACUGUUCGAUCAGAGCAGAGAUCGCCAGAGGCACGAAAUCUCUUAUUUGACCUACAAACAAGCUGUUAUCACACACUCCAGCAGAUCCUGGUGACUUUGGGCAGAAGUGAAGAAGCUUUGGUGGCGGCUGAGAGAUGCAGAGCGAGAACUACGCCAGAUUCCACCACGCCAGCCUUUCCGGGGAAGAAGAAUGCGAACAUGACGUGCAGUGAAAACAUCUUUGACACGGUGAACAGGAGUAAAUGCAGCGUGAUCUACUUCAGCUUAGCCGGAGAUGAGCUCUACACGUGGUUCCUGCAGCCUCAGAAGAGGAUUGUGCGGUUCAACAGUGCCAAAAUCAACGAGACCACUCUGCAGUUCAGUGGAACUCAGCAGAAGCCCGGGAAGGACUCGGCGACGCUCCUGGAGCAGUACAUCUACAUGGUGAGGGAGAGUUUGGGCGUGAACAGCGCGAGUCAGGAGGGAGAUGGAUGGCGAUCGUCUGAGAAUCUGCUGGAUGACUUUGCUAGCGAAAGGGCGGGCUUCCUGAGGAUGGUGAACAGGAAUCAUUUGCUGAACUCCAGCAAUUACUCGCUGAGUUCUCUGUUCAGUCUGGGCAGUGUUGGAGGAUCUGUGGCUAGUCUGCAAGGAUCCACGCGAUCCAUUGGAAGUCUGUCGCGGAGAGUGCCCAUGAUGCCCACAUGGCAGGGUCCAGCGUGCCUUCAUUCCCUGUACAAACUCCUCCUGGCACCCUUUGAGGACCUUCUUCCCGACAGUGCCACAAUGGGAAGACGUGAUCUUGUGCUUGUUCUGGAGAACGAAUUGUAUCUGGUGCCAUUCGCUGUGCUCCGCAGUGGACAGGAGGAUGGAGAGUAUCUCUCAGAGCGCUGUUCUCUCAUCACCGUGCCAUCUCUGACCACAUUGCGCCAGAAGAGUCGCUCCCGGAAUCGCGAAGUGGCUGAGAAUCUCAACAGUGCUCUGGUUGUGGGCGGUCCAAGGAUACCCACAUCCUUGUCAGAGACCUGGGGCUGGUCGGAAUCGCCAGCAUCUCUCCAGGAAGCGGCCAUGGUGGCAGAUAUGCUGCACGCAAAGGCUCUCUGCGCCUCGAGUGCCACAAAGGAGGCUGUCGUGGCUGAACUGCCCAGUGCAGAGUGUGUCCACUUCGCAGCCAACGUGAGCUGGAAAUUGGGAGCCGUCGUCCUCAGUCCUGGCGAUGUUAUAGACUCUCAAAAGAGAUUCUUCCCCGCCACGGCACCUGAGAUGGAGAAUGACGAGGAGAUCAGCGAUCUCUCGACGUCCAACAUGGAGAUUCCUCCGCUGUCUGACUUCAUUCUCAGCGCAGCGGACUUGCUGACGAUGAAGCUGAAGGCGAAACUGGUUGUUCUCAGCUCUUAUCACUCAAUUGAGCCAAUAAGCGGAUCAGGAGUGGCCAAUUUGGCCAGUGCUUGGCUCUUGGCGGGCGCUGGAGCGGUUCUGGUGUCUCUGUGGCCAGUUCCAGAGACUGCAGCGAAGAUUCUCUUGAGAGCAUUCUAUUCAGCUCUGCUCCAGGGAGCUUCUGCGGCCAGUGCUCUGGCCGAAGCCAUUUCGACUGUGCAGAACACCAAGCACUUCGCUCAUCCCGCCAAUUGGGCGGGCUUCCUUCUGAUUGGCGCCAAUGUGAGACUCUCCAACAAGGUGGCUCUAAUUGGCCAGGCUCUUUGUGAAUUGGUCAAAGCGCCGGACAAGUGCCGAGAUGCCCUGAGGGUGUGUCUUCAUCUGGUCGAGAAGAGUCUCCAGAGAAUUCACCGUGGCCAGAAGAACGCCAUGUACACCACCCAGAAGAGCAUCGACAACAAAGCUGGACCCGUGUCUGGCUGGAAGGAUCUCUUGAUGGCCGUGGGCUUCCGCUUCGAGCCCUCUGCCAAUGGCAUUCCAUCCAGCGUCUUCUUCCCUCAGUCUGACCCAGAGGAUCGUCUGUCGCAGUGUUCCGCGAGCUUGCAGGCACUCUUGGCGCUCUCGCCGACAACUCUUCACGCUCUGUCCAAAGUGGUGAACAGCUCAGAGAUCGCCGAUGACAUCAUUGCCGUGCUGAGGAACGUCGUGAGCCAAUUUCCGUCCAAAGGCAGCGGAGAACUGGAGACUCAAGUGGACAUCCCACUCAGUGUUCGCCUGUGGAGAGUGUCUGGCUGCCAUGAGUUGCUGGCGUCGUUGGGAUUCGAUCUGAUGGAAGUGGGCCAGGAUCAGGUGACUCUGCGCACGGGGAAAACAGCCAACAGACGCAAUUGCCAGUUCGUUUUACAAGCGCUUCUUGCUCUCUUCGAUACUCAAGAAGCUCCCAAGAGUCUCGGACUGGAGUCCAGCACAGAGUCCCUGAACGAGGAUGGACGCUCUGAAGCGGCUGAUGAAUCCUCUGUGAGUCCAGAUAAUGCGCCAGCGCCUAAGAGAGGAGCUUCGCCUAUUGGAACCCUUGCCAAGCCACACUUGACUCUCUCUCGGCCACCAUUGCCAAUCCGACGAGUGCCUUUCCUGAGCACCGGUAGCGCCUUCAUCUCGUACGUGAGACGCCGUGGAGAGCCUGACGGCGGACGAACGGAUUCCUCAGACGUGCCAUCAGUUUCCUCCUCCUCGCAAAUCCACUCGGCGAGCACUCUGGACUCCAGUCUGGCCAACACAACAGACAGUGAGUUGUCAUCUGACGGCUAUGUGGUGCAGACGCUGCCCAAGAAGCUCUUCGGCGGCUAUUCUGCCCUGCAUCACACCUCCGACUCCAGCACCACGGCGGAGAGUAAUGUUUCCCAGGCACUGGCGCAUCAGACGAGGAUCAGGAGUCUCUACUCGGGUCCUGUGGGCGCCGACGGGGGCAUCUUAAUGGCAGGACGGCCUGAUAGUUCGAGCAGUGCGAGCAGCACGACGGAUUGGGAGGGUUCAGGACACGCCACGGUGCUCCGGAGGGUGAAUCAGCAGAAUCAGACACUCCCGCCGCUGCCGCCGCCUCGGCAGCAACUGCCUCUAGUCGAUUUGGCGCCGCUGGCGCCUGUGUACAACAAUCUGAACCCCGUGGCCACACUUGAGGCGGGAGCAGGAGCGCUGGACUCCACCAGCUCCGAUUCUGAGUUCGAGAGAGGCGCUUUUGAGCUGGCGGCUGGGCCAUUUGGCGCGCGAUCACGCGGAAAGCUGAAGAUGCCACUGUCGCGGAAGAUUUCCGAAACAAUUGGAUUCAUGGACAGACUCAGUGUGCGCACAGAAGUGUCUCCUGGCCAGCCGGCGGGCACUUCGAGUGCUGUGGGAAUUGCUGGCACGUCAGCAGCCACAGCUUCCACGAGCAGGAAGAUGAAUUUGUCAGACGAAGCAGCUCUGUCGCUUCACAACGCGAGUCUGUACUUUGCCGCUGAGACGGAUGAGAAGGGUGUGAGCGGAGCGGGCGGGAGUGCAGUGAAGGAGGCCAAGAAGAGUGCUUACCAGCCGCCAAAGAGCAUGCAAGAGUCUCUACUGAGGCAUAUCAACCGUGAAAUGACACCGACCAUCAGUGAGGUUUAUCACGAGAGGAAUCUGGGAUUGGGACUCGCGCCGCCGCUCUCGAAACUCCUGCUGAGCAAGAGUUACAGUCUGGACGAGGCUGAGCCUGGCAAGGCGUCAUCGUCAUCCUCGAAGACUUCCACUCUUGUGGACGCUGUGAGUGAGAUUGACUUGAGCGCGGCCGCCAAUGUGGCCACAAUUCCGGGCCCAUCUUCAGGAGCAGUGACCGGAGUGGGCAGUGUCUGUCCAGUGUGCAAUGCGCCGGCUGAACUCAUGUGCACCUGCUCGGAUUCCUCGCCAGUGACGCCCAAGACGCCGACAUCAGUGCCGAAGAAGUCUUCGCUGAAGCCCUGGCUGAGCGCCGUCAAUACGAGCCUCGUGAAGGCGUCCGAUCUCACCACGGCGGACAUCCUGGAGCGCCAGAAGAUCAAAGCCAACAUCCAGGCGGUGACGCACGACGUCUCGACGGCGGGCAUCAAAGACAAGCGCGCCGGGAGUCCCUUCAGCGAGCUCUCGCGCCGCGAUGAGGGCGACGGACGCUCCGUGAGUGAUUCGCAGUGUUCGGGGAGCUUCAAGAACGACCACAAGGCUGCCCAGCAGCAGCAGAGCCAGCGAGGGACGAAAUUCAGCCUGGAGACCCUCUGAAU